CUGCUAAAGUGGAAGGAUGAGGAAUCUCCAGUUGGUUGUGGUGGCAGCAUUUACAUUCUCUCUCUUGCAGACUGGAGCUUCCCAAUGCGAUGUUGUGAGGCUAGCUGCAGCAGUACAUGAGACACUGAGUCCAUUCAUGACUGAAAUGAGGGAGAGUCUUGCUGCUGUUAAGACUGAAAUGAAACAAGAAUUAGCUUUUGUUAAGACUGAACUAAGAGAAGUUCAGUCUCUACUGAUCUCAGUCAAUACUAGUAUGAGUGAAGGACUCUCGGCAGUCAAUACUAGUAUGAGUGAAGGACUCUCGGCAGUCAAUACUAGUAUGAAUGAAGGACUCUCGGCAGUCAAUACUAGUAUGAUUGAAGGACUCUCGGCAGUCAAUACUAGUAUGAGUGAAGGACUCUCGGCAGUCAAUACUAGUAUGAGUGAAGGACUCUCGGCAGUCAAUACUAGUAUGAUUGAAGGACUCUCGGCAGUCAAUACUAGUAUGAGUGAAGGACUCUCGGCAGUCAAUACUAGUAUGAGUGAAGGACUCUCAGCAGUCAAUACUAGUAUGAGUGAAGGACUCUCGGCAGUCAAUACUAGUAUGAGUGAAGGACUCUCGGCAGUCAAUACUAGUAUGAGUGAAGGACUCUCAGCAGUCAAUACUAGUAUGAGUGAAGGACUCUCGGCAGUCAAUACUAGUGUGAGUGAAGGACUCUCGGCAGUCAAUACUAGUAUGAGUGAAGGACUCUCGGCAGUCAAUACUAGUGUGAGUGAAGGACUCUCGGCAGUUAAGACUGAACUUCAAGAACACAACAACCAGACAGCCUCAGAGCUAGCAGGACUGGAGACCAACCAGGAGACCAUUGACUCCAAGUUAGACUCUCUGGACUUCAAACAAGAUGGUCUCAGUAUGACAGUGACGACUGUGCACUCUGAACUGGAGCGAAAUGUACUGACCAAUGUUACAAAGGAACUGAAGAAGACUGCUGACUAUAUACCACACACAUAUGACCUGUUACAAACUCUCCUUAAUAGCCAGGAUGAGCUGCAACUAAGGGUUCUGAGUAACAUCACAAAGAAGCUAGAGAUGUCAGCUGAAUAUCAUGUGACCUCAUUUGAAUCUACACUGGCAUCUGGACUGGCUUCAGUGGAUGCUGGUAUCAGGAAUGAACUACGGAAAAUUGAAGGACAGAUUACCAAGAACUGUACUGCAGUUGGAGCAGAUAUUUUGUCCUCUAUUGCUGGUGAAUUUGAUGUAGUCGUGAAUAACCAAAACACCAUCGAACUCCAGUUAAAAGUCCUCAACAACAAUACGAAGGAACUAAGGCAGUCAGCUGAGAAUCAUGUGACUUCAAUUCAAUCCCAACUGACACUAGUGGACGCUGGCAUCCGGAACGAACUAAGGAAAAUUGAAAAUCAGAUUUCAAAGAACAGCACUGGACCAGAGAGAGUCGAGUUUGAGACAUUCUCAAGUGAAGAUGUACUGGAGACACUAGUGUCAGUCAAUACUAGCAUCUCUGGACAAGUGAGCCACAUCAAUGAAGGUCUGGAGCAUAUCAGUAGCUCUGUGACAGUGUGA
Molecule: messenger RNA, 1561 nt
Organism: Geodia barretti
Lineage: Eukaryota; Metazoa; Porifera; Demospongiae; Tetractinellida; Geodiidae
Source: the annotation of a GenBank genome assembly